GUCACCAAUAUAGCGCAUCUCCACUUUUUUCUAAGCGAAUUUCAACUUUUAACACAAAUAUUAUGCUAAUCGUGGUCUGAUAUGGAAUUAAUUCAGACCACUUCUUGUUUGUCAAGUUUAUAUCCCAGUAUAAAUAUAUCGGCAGAUUGCAUAAAAUAUAACAGUAUCUGUGGACACGAAGCAUCAGGUAUACCGUCGACAACUAAAACCCAAAAAUGUACAAAUUCGUCUGCCUGUUCGCCUUCUUGGCCGCCGCUAGCUCAGCCCCGGCCCCAGCCCCUAAGCCCGGCUACCACUUCGACCAUAUCGACGCCCCGUUGAUCGAAACCGCCCCCGUCAUUGCGACCGCCCCCUACGUACACGCCGCCCCCAUUGUGCACGCAAUUGAGACUCCAGUCGUCGCAGCUGCCCCAUACCAUGCUGUACAUGCAGAACCCAUAAUAGCUGCACCAGUGGUUCACCCCGCAGUUCCUAUUGGAGGAUAUGCCGCCAAUUACGUAGCACCUUCUUACGCUUACCACGGAGAUUUGGGACAUCACUAUUGGUGAUCAAGUG
Molecule: messenger RNA, 555 nt
Organism: Acanthoscelides obtectus
Lineage: Eukaryota; Metazoa; Arthropoda; Insecta; Coleoptera; Chrysomelidae
Source: the annotation of a GenBank genome assembly